Siniperca chuatsi (mandarin fish) is the source of this 3651-nucleotide messenger RNA. RefSeq names its product calmegin (gene clgn). Bases 328 to 2319 code for a protein of 663 amino acids. The transcript is spliced from 15 exons. Gene Ontology annotation, molecular function: calcium ion binding. Lineage: Eukaryota; Metazoa; Chordata; Actinopteri; Centrarchiformes; Sinipercidae. Gene Ontology annotation, biological process: protein folding. Gene Ontology annotation, cellular component: endoplasmic reticulum; endoplasmic reticulum membrane. The record is from RefSeq and is a predicted model, not a curated record.
AAUGCGCAUGCCCGUUUGUAAUGACUCGCUCGCAAUCAUCAACCGCGCACCGUUAUCGGGGCCAAGCUGUCAUCUACGUCCCAUCUUCUCCAGCGACCAACCGUGUUUUCCCUCAAUCGUACGCGGCGGGCCUCGGUGAUACUUAAAGCGGGCCAAACGCACAAGAUAAUUUCUCUGUUUUUUUUUCCAAAUCGGAGAAGCAGCUUUUCAUCGAGGAAUUUUCUCUGCAAUUCCAAGAAGGCGCAAGUCUGCUGCUCUCUGACACCCUUAUCUCAUACUCUGUUGUCUGCCAUCACUACACCCCCUCCCUAUUUUUACCCUCUACAGAUGAAGUUGGACAGGGGUUGGAUGUGGUGCGUGUUGCUCCUGACCUCCCUGGCUGUGGCGGCCCAGGAGAAGCAGUUGGAGGUUGAUGUUUCAGACGUCGAUGAAGAUAUGGACUUGGACGAGGAGGAAUUAAAGGUUUUGAUGGCAGAAGAGGAGGACGAGGACGAGGAGGCGACGGUGAAUGAUGAAGACCUCUCUGAUGAGCCAGACACAGCGAAUGGGAAGGCUGGAACAGAUGCAAAUGUCUCCUUCCAGGUGACAUACAAGACUCCUGUUCCCACUGGAGAUGUCUACUUUGCAGAGACGUUUGAUGAUGGAUCACUGGACAGAUGGCAGCUGUCAAAGACCGUGAAGGGAGACGCAGAUGAUGACGUCGCCAAAUACGACGGGAAGUGGGCUGUGGAGCAGCUAAAGGAGAACAAAGUUCCAGGAGACCAGGGUCUGGUUCUCAAGUCCCGGGCCAAACACCACGCAAUCGCCGCAAUGCUGGACAAACCCUUUGUCUUCCAGGAUGAACCUCUGGUCUUACAGUAUGAGGUGAAUUUCCAGGAUGGUAUCGACUGUGGUGGAGCGUACAUCAAACUGCUUUCAGCCACUGACAAUCUCAAUCUGGAGCAAUUCCAAGACCGUACACCCUACACCAUCAUGUUUGGACCAGACAAGUGUGGCGAGGACUACAAGCUGCACUUCAUCUUCCGCCACCAGAAUCCUCUGAACAAAGAUUUGGAGGAGAAGCAUGCCAAGAGGGCCGAUGUCGACCUCAAGAAGUUCUACACUGACAAGAAGACUCACCUCUACACUUUGGUCCUGAACCCAGACAACAGCUACGAGAUGUUGAUCGACCAGUCCAGUGUGAGCCGCGGCAGCCUGCUGCAUGACAUGGUGCCUCCAGUCAACCCACCCAAAGAGAUCGAUGACCCCAAUGACUCCAAGCCAGAGGACUGGGACGAGAGGGCCAAGAUUCCUGACCCCGAGGCUGUCAAGCCCGAUGACUGGGAUGAAGAUGCUCCGGCAAAGAUCGAUGACCCUGACGCUCUGAAGCCAGAGGGCUGGCUGGACGACGAACCAGAGUUUGUCCCCGACCCUAACGCUGACAAACCAGAAGACUGGGACGAGGAGAUGGAUGGAGAGUGGGAAGCCCCGCAGAUUCCUAACCCAGCCUGUGAGACGGCCCCCGGCUGUGGGGAGUGGAAGCGUCCCAAGAUCAACAAUCCUCAGUACAAGGGCAAGUGGAAAGCCCCUCUGGUGGACAAUCCCAACUAUCAGGGAGUCUGGAAGCCGCGUAAGACCGAUAACCCAGACUAUUUUGAGGACCUGCAGCCGUUCAGGAUGACACCUUUCAGUGCUGUGGGCUUGGAGUUGUGGUCCAUGACCUCGGAUAUCUACUUUGACAACUUCAUUAUCACCUCUCACAAGGAGGUGGCCGACCGCUGGGCCGCUGACAGCUGGGGGCUGAAGAAACUGGUGGCCAGCGCUAACGAGCCGGGAAUUUUUGCCCAGCUGAUGAUGGCAGCAGAGGAACGACCGUGGCUCUGGGUGAUCUACAUAUUAACAGUUGGCCUGCCUGUAGGACUGGCUGUGCUCUUCUGCUGGCCAAAGAAAUCAGAUGAUGACUAUGUGUACAAGAAGGUGGAUCUACCCCAGGCUGUUGUAGAAGAAGAGGAAGAGGAGGAUGAAGAAGAAGAAGAAGAAGAGGAGGCAGCAGCAGAUGAGGAAGACAAAGCAGCUGAGGCUACAGAAGGAGCUACAGCUGCAGCAACAGAAGAAGCUGAGGAGGAGGAGGAGGAGGAGGAGGAGGAGGAGGAGGGAGCCGAUGCAGGAGGUGACAAUCUAGAGGGGGAUGAUGACGAGGAGGAGGAGGGCGAAGAGGAAAGCAAAGCUCCUGAGAGGACAUUAGAAGAUGAGGUUGGUGUCAUUCCGAAGGAGGGAGGAGACGUCACCGAAGAGAGCCACAAACAAGCUGUGAGAAAGAGGAGGGUACGGAAGGACUGAAGAGUCUGCGCGCCUACUGUCUCCUUUCUCACCCGAUGUGGAGGAGGUGGAAGGGCCGUCUCUGCUGCUGCUCCCCCCUCUCCGAGCGGAGCAGCAUGUAUUUCCUCCAAACCACCUGGUAGCCUGCAGUCACCCCGGCUGCCCCAUCCACGUCUCCUCCAUCCCUCGGCUGCACCCAUCACAGGUCCGCAGUCUCCCAAUCCACACCCUGCAUCGCCCCUCCUCUCCCCUCCUUCUGUCUGCUCAUUGAACUAUCAGAUGAAUCCCCUGGAGAUUUUCUGCAUUUAGCUGUUUUCCCUCCUUCAUCCUGAGCUUCCACGCUUUCUUCAUCCUUCCUCUCCCCUCUAAGCAACUGCUGUCGAAAUGCCUGUCAGCCUAAAAAAGCCCUGCCUCUUCCACCUCUGUUCCCGUUCACCCCGUCUCUGCUGUCAGUCUUCUCUCUGAAUAUUUGCCAUCAUAGAUCUACCACUCUGUCUCCUCUGAGAGUGAAGGCAGCAGAGAGCGUCUGCACUGCUGUCAGUUGUUCAUACCAUUUUACAGCAUAUCAUAGGGGCUACAUUUAUUCUCGUGUCCUUCGUUUUAAAGAACAAGUUCAAGGACGCAGUUUGACAAAGUUCCUUCCUUGUUUGAAAUUGUUCGGGUUUCCAGAACAGGCCAGGAGGAGAGGACGCCAGGCUGCGAGGAAAUGCUGUUUGAGAUGUUACUGCGGUGUCAGGACUUUUCAGCUGAUAAGUUGCCUCAGCUUAGGAUAAAAUGUUUACCUCUUUAAAAAAAAUGGAUGUUCUGUUUAGAUUUUACGUAGUUUGUGAGGAGCAUCAGUUACUUUUGUGUGUUUUUUACUAAGUUAUAGCAAUUUAAGAACUGAGGAUCAGCACUGAUAACCCUAUUUAUUGGUUUGUUUUUAAAUUGGUUUAUGCCAGUAUGAAUAAAAAUUUAAUAAUGGUGUUUUGAGUGACUUGAGGCAAUUUUCUUAAAUAUGAUCAGCCACUGAUGUGCUUAUUCAGUCUGAAGCUUAUUCGGUCUGUUUGAAAUGCUUUACCUUAGUAAAGUCUAUAAUCAAAACACUCACUUUCUCAGCGCUUGCAGCAAAAAUAGGUAAUUUUGAAUGCCUUGGCCAUUAGUUGUCAAUAAGACAGACUAAAUGUGUGGGUCUCUGCUGUUGGAAAGCUGUGGAUGCUAAUUUAUUUGUUUUAUAUUAUUGUCUCAAGCUUUUGUAGUUCAUGUUCUUGCCAGAUGCUGGCAGAUAUCUCUGUUAACAUUUGUUUGCAAAUUGUACAUUGCUCUUGAAAAUAAAACUAUUUAAUAAAAAAAAAAAACAACCUUUUGUUAGAA